Molecule: messenger RNA, 2300 nt
Organism: Saccoglossus kowalevskii
Lineage: Eukaryota; Metazoa; Hemichordata; Enteropneusta; Harrimaniidae
Product: cholinesterase-like
Biological process (GO): choline metabolic process; acetylcholine catabolic process
Cellular component (GO): plasma membrane
Molecular function (GO): acetylcholinesterase activity
Source: RefSeq, a predicted model, not a curated record
AUGGCGGAUGUACACAUUCUCUCUUUCAUUCUUUUAUGUUGUGUUGCCAUUAACUUUGCGCUAUCUAGCAAUGACGUCAAUGAUGACGAUUUAUUGAUUACCCUGAGUGGAAAUUCGGUUAUUCGUGGUAAACGCGAGACAGUGUUGGACAAGGUAGUCGACGCGUAUCUUGGCAUUCCGUACGGUAAAGCACCUAUAGCGGAGUUACGAUUCAAAGCUCCUCUCAAAGUUGAUGACUGGGAUGGGGUACUUGACACAACUCAGUAUGGAAACGCUUGCUAUGGAUGGAUUGACAACUACUAUGGUAAUUUCUCGGGAACACAGAUGUGGAAUUCUAAACAACCUCUAAGCGAAGAUUGUCUGAAUUUAAAUGUAUGGACAACACAUCCAAGACCUGAAAAUGCCGCUGUGAUGGUUUGGAUAUACGGCGGCGGUUUUUACAGUGGUACUUCGGGGCUGGAUGUGUAUAAUGGAAAGUACUUAGCUGCAGAAGAAGGUGUGAUUGUGGUUUCUCUCAAUUAUCGUCUGGGCCCAUUAGGGUUUCUAUACCUGCAUGAACACACACCAGGAAACAUGGGGUUGCUAGACCAAGUGCUAGCUUUGCAGUGGGUUCAAGACAAUAUCAUUAAUUUUGGUGGCGACCCUACUAGAGUUACAAUAUUCGGAGAAAGCGCUGGAUCCGUUAGUGUUGGAAUGCAUCUAUUAUCGCCAUUAAGUCGUGAUUUGUUCAACUAUGCUAUAUUAGAAAGUGGAACACCGAACAACCCGUGGGCGUCUGUUAGUCUGGAAUUAGCAACGGAUCGAGCCAGUCGUUUAGCACUCGCCGUUGGAUGUUACAAUGGCGAUUUUAGCAUAAUGCUAUCUUGUCUACGCCAGGUUGGCCCACAAGAACUUGUUAAUAAUCAAUGGGAGGAUUAUGGCGUUUAUGUGUUCCCAUUUGUACCAGUGGUAGACGGCACGUUCCUUACUGAAACUCCGCAAUCAUCUUUAGACAGACACUCUUUUAAAAACACCUCUAUUUUGAUUGGAUCGAAUCUCAACGAAGGAAAUUUCUUUUUGAUCUACGGUACCAGUGGCUUUAACGCAUUCACUGACAGUUUGUUAAACCACUCACUGUACCAGCAAGCAACAAAGGAAAGCUUUCAAGAUUACAAUCAGUUCGGCCUUGACGCCAUAUCAUUUCAGUACAUUGAUUGGAUGGAUCCAGAUAAUGACACAAUGUUACGUAAUGCGGUGGAUGCGAUGGUUGGUGAUUAUAAUAUUAUAUGCCCUGCCAACCAAUUCGCAACGUCGUAUGCUCGAGUUCAGCAAACUGUUUAUAAAUAUUAUUUUACUCAAGUGUCAUCCAACUCCCCCUGGCGUGAUUGGUUGGGCAGUCUCCAUGGUGAUGAGAUCGCCUAUGUUUUUGGUAUUCCUUUGGAUAUAAGUACUGGAUUCUCGACACAAGAAAUACAACUUAGUAGAAAAAUCAUGAAAUAUUGGACGAAUUUCGCCAAAACAGGUAACCCCAAUACAGGCGAUGAGUGGCCAGUAUAUACGCCGACUAGUAAAGAGUAUUUAAUUCUAAACACCGAUUCUUUAGACGAUGUUAAAGUUGGUAUAGGUCUCCGUGCAAAUAAAUGUGGAUUCUGGGACUAUUAUUUACCCAACCUCAAUAUUCAAACAGCUGACAUUGAAGAGGCUGAGAAACGGUGGAAAGAAGAGUUUCAUCAAUGGAGCACCAAAUAUAUGGGCGACUGGAAAACCGAAUUCCAAACAUAUGUCACGUAUAAAGGUCAAGUCUGUAGCGCUAUUAAUGAUCCGUAGUGUACGAUGAUAUGCGCCUUGUUAAGUGACACGAUCGAUCGAUGUUAAGAAUCAACUAUUGAGCGUGCUCAACAUAAUUCAGAGAAAACUCGAUCUGAAAGGAUUUAAUUUUUUUUCUAUUUUUUACUGUAUUGAUGGAGUUCGGCUUACUAUAAAAUUAUCACCCUAUUCCCACGUCCAUGACAUACAAACCUAUUAUGUGAUGUUGAUAUCUACAUAAAAGUGUCACGAUAUGUCCAUGACAUACAAACCUAUUAUGUGAUGUUGAUAUCUACAUAAAAGUGUCACGAUAUGUCCAUGACAUACAUCCGUAUUAUGUGAUGUUGAUAUCUUAAUAAUAUUUUAAAUAAUAAUAUUUUAAAUCCAACUUAGUUUUCAAAGAGUUCAAACCGCCUAGAUUCAAAUCCUCUUUUCCUAUCUUAUAAGGGCGUUUAUCGAGUAAGUACUCCACAGCUUUGCUUUUAUUUACUAUCUUUAGCAGAAUAGAUUUCCCU